UACAAAUUCUCACAGUAAUACGGAAAAUUAUUCUUUUUUGAAUUUUGCAAUUAUAAAGCACGGACAGGAUUUUGUCUCCGACCAGUUGCAGGCUAUCUGUCUGCACGUGAUUUCCUGUCAGGUUUGGCAUUUCGCGUGUUCUAUUGCACUCAAUAUAUACGCCACCAGGCUGAUCCAUUUUAUACACCAGAACCUGACUGCUGCCAUGAGCUGUUGGGUCAUGUACCUAUGUUAGCUGAUCCAAAGUUUGCACGAUUUUCACAAGAGAUUGGCUUGGCUUCUUUGGGUACAAGUGACGAAGAAAUAAAGAAAUUAGCCACUUGCUACUUCUUCACCAUUGAAUUUGGUCUCUGUCGACAAGAUAACCAACUGAAAGCUUAUGGUGCCGGUUUGCUCUCAUCUGUUGCUGAACUACAGCAUGCUUUAAGUGACAAAGCUGUGAUUAAACCAUUCAUACCAAUGGAAGUUAUUAACGAAGAAUGCCUUGUUACGACUUUUCAAAACGGAUAUUUCGAAACUUCUUCGUUUGAAGAUGCAACACGUCAAAUGAGAGAAUUUGUACGCACUAUUAAGCGACCAUUCGGUGUUCAUUAUAACCCUUACACACAAAGCAUUGAAAUAAUAAAAACUCCUAAAUCAGUGGCGAAGCUCGUUCAAGAUUUACAAUUUGAACUCACUGCAAUCAACGAAAGCCUUCUUAAAAUAAAUAGAGAAAUUAAAAGUCAACAAUUCGCAACUAAUAAAAUCAUAACCGAGGACCGAUCAAGCUAGUAUUGUUCUUGAAGGAACUUCAUUUAUCAACUUAGUUAUCAGACGAAAUUACGUUUUUUCUUUAUCAUCAACAUAUUUAUUAGUCAUUUUUACUUCUGUAAUUGCUUUAUUACAAUUUAUCAUAUAUUCAUUUAUUGCUUCGCCUUGAAUUCUCUAACUAUUAGCCGUACUUCAUCCACAUAAUAUGCAACGAUUAAUGUUUUCUGCACGCUUGGUAGUAUCAA
Molecule: messenger RNA, 995 nt
Organism: Schistosoma margrebowiei
Lineage: Eukaryota; Metazoa; Platyhelminthes; Trematoda; Strigeidida; Schistosomatidae
Source: the annotation of a GenBank genome assembly